Molecule: messenger RNA, 1086 nt
Organism: Aspergillus glaucus CBS 516.65
Lineage: Eukaryota; Fungi; Ascomycota; Eurotiomycetes; Eurotiales; Aspergillaceae
Product: DUF3632 domain-containing protein
Exons: 4
Coding region: 13-903 (296 amino acids)
Source: RefSeq, a predicted model, not a curated record
CCGACAAUCAAGAUGCUGUCUCUUUCCAUUCCCAAGCUCGAAGAUGAUGAUCCUGACCUGAUCAUGGAGCGAAAAAUCUACGCCAUCCUAAAAGAAUAUCUUCAGCCCGACAGUACAACCGCGCCCGAAACAGCAGCAAAAGGAAUCGACCAAUUUCUCCCCGCAAAACGACCGGAUUUGGGGGUCAAAAUUGAGCCUGUUGGCGCUUUUCUUCCGAAUUUAUGGGAUCUCUUUAUGGAUAUUGCUAGGCAGAUUCCGUCUGAUCACGAGUCUCAGGAUCGUUUGGUGAAGUUGGUCGAUGCGUUGAGUCAAUUGCCAUCCACAGUUGAGAUUAUUUGGGGGGGUGAGGCUCGGGUAUGGGCAGACCUCCCUCUCAUUGGGGAAGAAAUGUUAGAAUUUUGUGACUCGCCGCUCUAUCGGGCGUCCCUCGGCAAUGACACAAUUCCAAGCCCCGAGAAAGCCACCGCAUACAUCAAUCUAACCUCUUACGCCGCUCGCCUCCUUGGCACCCAUGACAUGAUUUCCUGGUUCUGGAUGCCGAUCUACGAACUCCGCAUGGGUCUUGAAACUCAACUCUGGAGGGAAAUGCAUCCUCCCAGAUUGGACUGUUACGUAUCCCUUUAUGCAGAGUGGGUGCUGCAUAGCGGGGUCUGGGUGUUCCGAAAAUUUAGGGGGAAAAAUAGUGAAGGAGACGGAUUGAAGGGGCCGUUGUAUAAGGGAGUUUGUUACAGCGAAGAGAGGUGGGAGUAUUGGGAAAAAUGUUUGGCGGAUAUUCAUGAAAACGGCGAGGGAAAGGUGAAUGAGAAGACGACGAAAUUGGCCGGGAUGACUAAGGAGAGGAUGGAGGAUAUUAGGAAGAAUUAUGUUGAUGAGAGUGACGAUGAGGAAGAUGACAGUGAAUAAGAAGAGGAGAGCGAGGGGGGGGAAAAAGAAGAAAAUAAUGUGAAGGACGAAUGCGUAUAGGAAUAAUGCAUCUAUCGAAACCUACCCUUCCACGCUGAUUGUGAAUACCAAUCCAGUUGGUUUAAACCAUAGUCUUCUGAGAUAUUUACUGUCUGUCUCCCUUUCUGAUAAAUUAGAUGUUCG